CCACCACAAUCUGCCUCAAAAUCAAAGCCAUUAAAAAUCUCAGACUCGCCCCCCGCCACAAUCUGCCUCUCUCGUUACCUAAAACAAACAAACUAAUGAAGUGUUUUUUCUUUUGUUGAGAUGGAAAAUGAGCUUUUUCUCGGUAACCAAAAAACCCACGAACCCCAGCCCUUCAUCACUCUCACCCAGUCUCUUUCAACCCCACUACUCUUCCAUGAAAUCCAAGAUGAACCCACAACUCCUUCUCCUCCUCCCGGACCUUCAAAUACCCGUUUCAAGAAACCCGGUACUCUUCACAGGAGCAAGACCGCGCCUGCUAUGGUUGUCAUGCGAGAAUUUCAACCAACGAAGCCCCAAAUUCCUAAACCACAAUCAGAGUCUAACUCCAUAAUCAGGCAAGCCAUUUUCUUGCUAUCUUUGUAUCUACUCCUUGGAGUUGUUAUCUACUCUUUUAACACUGAUCACUUCUCGGGCACGGAGACUCAUCCGGUCGUUGAUGCUUUAUAUUUCUGUAUAGUCACUAUGUGUACCAUUGGUUAUGGUGAUAUAGCUCCAUUAACACCAGUGACAAAGGUCUUUGCGUGCGUGUUUGUGUUAGUUGGGUUUGGGUUUAUAGACAUCUUGCUCAGUGGGCUUGUGAAUUACGUUCUUGAUUUGCAAGAAAGCAUGAUCUUGACUGGUAUUGAAAUGAGUAAAAAUCGAAAUCGAGAAGGAUUUUCAGCUGCUGAUUAUAUUAUUGAUGUUAAAAAGGGAAGGAUGAGGAUAAGAUUGAAGGUUGGAUUGGCACUUGGUGUGGUGAUUCUGUGCAUUGGAAUAGGGACCUUGGUGCUAUACUUUCUGGAGGAUCUUGAUUGGAUUGAUUCGGUUUAUUUGGCGGUCAUGUCAGUUACAACUGUUGGGUACGGUGAUAGGGCGUUUAAGAGCUUGCCAGGAAGGUUGUUUGCAGCAAUUUGGCUUUUGGUUUCGACAUUGGCGGUAGCAAGAGCAUUUCUUUAUUUGGCAGAGGCUAGGAUUGAUAAGAGGCACAGGAGGAUUUCCAAUUGGGUGUUGCAUAGAGAUAUUACCGUGGAGGAUUUGCUUGCUGCGGAUAUGAACAAUAAUGGUUUCAUUAGUAAAUCAGAAUAUGUAAUUUACAAGCUCAAAGAGAUGGGAAAGAUAGGCGAGAAAGAUGUAUUACAGAUCUGCAAUCAAUUCAGCAAGCUUGACCCAAACAACUUGGGAAAGAUAACCUUGCCUGAUCUCCUGGGGCAUCGCUUGUGACAAUUACACAGGUCAGUCUGUAUUUUUUGUUCCACAGGAGCCGUUGGAUCUGCCUUGUUAUUCCGGGAAACACAGGGAAGGUAGAUGUCUGGUAAUCGAAGUUCACUGGUAUAUGUGUACAUAAAUCUUCAUUAGUUGUGGCAGAAAAUGCAUUGCUUGCAUGAAGCUGUUAAACAAGGAACUGUGUCCAGUCAUCGAGAGUGUAGAUAUCCUGGUACUUUGAUUCUUGAAACUGUAAUGAUCUCAGAAUUGAAAAUAAUUAGAGAAAAAAAUCAAUAAAUCAUGGCAAUAAGUGGCCGCAUCGUGUACAA
Molecule: messenger RNA, 1571 nt
Organism: Populus trichocarpa (black cottonwood)
Lineage: Eukaryota; Viridiplantae; Streptophyta; Magnoliopsida; Malpighiales; Salicaceae
Product: two-pore potassium channel 5
Exons: 2
Coding region: 121-1260 (379 amino acids)
Biological process (GO): potassium ion transmembrane transport; stabilization of membrane potential
Cellular component (GO): plant-type vacuole membrane
Molecular function (GO): potassium ion leak channel activity
Source: RefSeq, a predicted model, not a curated record